Molecule: messenger RNA, 519 nt
Organism: Prorocentrum cordatum
Lineage: Eukaryota; Dinophyceae; Prorocentrales; Prorocentraceae
Source: the annotation of a GenBank genome assembly
AUGGCGACAUGGAACUGCCAGCGAUGCUUCCGCGUGGCGAAGUCACAGCACAAUCAAUGUCUCUGUGGCCAGUACAGACAUCAUGGAUGGCUUGCGGGCUACAAGGGCAAAGGCAAGGGCAGAGGCAAGCACUACCCGAUCGCCAAGCGCCAGCCCAGCAGGCCCCGUGACCAUCGUUCGGACAGGCAGAAGCGGCGAGACACUCAUAGUACAGGUCAGCUCAUGGAGAUCAACAGAUCAAUACUCCAGAAGGUCGCCUCGAAGAUUGCGAUGGCGUCCCCGGCAGACGCUACCUCCCACCCAGAGUGGGUUCAGCCCCCAGAGUCAGACGACCCACUCGGAGUUGGCAAGUUUCAGAAGGCAGGCACAGAGCACGCGGACAUCAGGAACAGGCUCGCGAUGCUCCAGUACGCCACCAGCCUGCUCAAGCCUCUGCACAUCCAGCUUCAAAAUGCGACCAGGCGCAAACUUAUAUUGAAGGACAAGCUGGCCGCCAACAGAACGAAAGUGGACGACCUA